Molecule: messenger RNA, 621 nt
Organism: Psylliodes chrysocephalus
Lineage: Eukaryota; Metazoa; Arthropoda; Insecta; Coleoptera; Chrysomelidae
Source: the annotation of a GenBank genome assembly
AUGGUUCUUGAGGUAGAAACUACACUUUUACAAAAACUGGGUGAUCAGGAAAAAAUUAUAGAAAAAAUAAAUACAGAACCUGUUGUUGAGGUUACAGGGACUGCAGAACACCAACCGGUUGAAACUGAAUCAAAAAAACACAAGGUAAAAACUGAAAUCCUAUGUAACCUUAAAAAAUUCAUAGGUCUGUACCAAGGAACGGACCCAAAGAGAAGAGAUAAACUUCCGAAAAUCAGACCAAACUUAAAAACUAAAGAAAGAAUCGACAUUAUCAAUAAAGAAAUGAUAAAUUUACUCGAAGAAAGCGACUCCAUCUCAAAAACGCAGUGUCUGAUAUACUGCGGAGCGCUAACGGUAAUACAACACAUGGGUAUAAAAAUACAAAAACAAACAUUAAGAACAGAACGAAAAGAUCCUCGAUGGAAAAUAAGAUUGGAAACAAACAUUAAACAAAUAAGGAGGAAAUUGACGAAAAUAUGCGCUUCCGACAAAGGAAAUCUAAGUGCAAAAGAUGUGAAAAGGAUUCUAAAAGUUAAAAACAUCAAAGGUGGUGACAAAAAUUACAACGAAAAGUUAGCAGUCUUUAACCCUUGGGUAGUGACGUGCGAAGUUGUCGCAUAA